Molecule: messenger RNA, 1125 nt
Organism: Folsomia candida
Lineage: Eukaryota; Metazoa; Arthropoda; Collembola; Entomobryomorpha; Isotomidae
Product: pickpocket protein 28
Exons: 6
Coding region: 1-1125 (374 amino acids)
Biological process (GO): sodium ion transmembrane transport
Cellular component (GO): membrane
Molecular function (GO): ligand-gated sodium channel activity
Source: RefSeq, a predicted model, not a curated record
AUGCAGCCUUCAAAUAAGGCGCAUCAGUUUGACUUCAAAGUAACGGAUGGGGUACUUUUGAAAGAUUUGAACUUGUGGGAGCAGACCUCGCAGUACUGCAUGGACAGCAGUUUACACGGUUUUCGAUUUAUUGGACAACCAAAGCGACAUUUUGUGGAAAGACUAUUGUGGUUCAUCGCAGUUAUAAUUUCCAUCUCAUCUGCGACAAUCUUGAUCCUCCAAGUUUGGGACAAGUAUCGCCUCACCCCAGUGAUCACAGUCUUUCAAGCGACGGACACUAGAAUUAACCGCUUGCCCUUUCCUGCAAUCACUAUCUGCAAUACGAACAAUGUGCAGAAAUCGAAGGCGGAGGAGUAUGAGAGACGACUAAUUUCAAAUCCUACUGACGCUCAGAGUAACAGUAAUUUGUACCGUUUGAACCACAUUUGUCAGUCGUCCCCAUCAUUCAAGGAUUCCUUCAACUUUUCCCUCGAUCGAGGCGCUGUUCGAGAGGAUCUCAUUGAUCAAAUCAUCAAAUUCAGAGCUACUCAAAAUUUUUCGCUGUGGACAAAUCAUCUGUCUUUUGCUGAUUUAUUGAGAGAUGUGGCCAACAAAUGUGACGAAAUGAUUCUUCUCUGCAUGUGGGGAGGUGAAGUUAGGAAAUGUAGCGAAUUAUUUUACGAAAUUGAGACUGAUUUCGGCUACUGCUGCGUCUUUAAUAUGGUUCCGAUGUCCUUGUUGCUGAAUUUAAAGAAUGAUUCACGAGACGACAAGGUCCGAAUUGAAGAAUGGGAAUCUCUCCAAUUGGACACAGACAACAUUAUUCUAGAUGAGGAGGGAGUAUUUGAACACGAAUACAGACAUAAGUUCGGAACACUACCGAAAUUCCCGCAGAGGCAACGCCGACCUGGGAAAACAACUGGACUGUCGGUUUUACUGAAUCCGGACGACGAAAGCUAUUUCUGCACGAGUACUGAUUCGGUUGGAUUUAUGGCAUUGGCUCAUCUUCCCUUCGAUUUUCCGAACGUGGGAGAUAAAGGAGUUCCCAUUAAACCGAAUACGGAAACCUAUCUCAAAAUCGAACCUGACAUUGUCAGGGCCGGAAGUGAAAUUCAAGGCUUCCCACUUGUACGACUUAAGAAAUAG